CUGCGUGCACUCCACAACUGACCCCUGGAAACUAGAGCUUUCCAUCUAUGAGACGAGAAGCUUAUUUUCACUUUCACAGCCUUGUUGCACUUGUUCAGACAUUCUAGAACUCUCUAGAGCUUGUGUCUUUAUUCUUUAACGCUGCACAACUUCCCUUGAAACAAUCACCCAGCACAAGCAAAGUCACUAUGCGUCACAUCCACGUGGAACUGGUUCGUAAAGAGCCAGCCGUUGAGCUUCCAGCCCAGGAUGGGGAUCUACCUCUGCCUAGCACUCAGAGCGAGAGCCCUGAACCUGGAAUACGGCGAGUAGUUCCUAGAACUUUUGGAGACGAAGAGAUAAGGCUCCAGAAGGUCUACCAGUUGUCCAUCCUCUCCCAAAGAGGUGUUUUUGGGGAAAAUCAGGAGACUCUGCGGCCUCUCAGAUUAGGCAUGAAGCGUAGUCUUGAGGGAACGCCGGCCCCUGUCGCCCACAAGCGUGUUUUCCAACAGAAUGAGGAUGACGGUGAUGAGUCUGAUGGAGAGGUGCUUUGCGGGUCUGGGGUGGAACCACUUUUUUCCAACUCGUUCCUUGAGCACAGAGACUCAGAAAUACCUAGGUCACCUCCACUUUCCCCACUGAUUCCUGGUCGCCGCCCAGCUCAGCACAACCACGACAGACCCAUCCCAGAUGCCUUCACUCCGCUGUCACCAAAAUCUCCCCCUAUGGUGGACCCCCCAGCCCCUCACUCCACCUGGGGCCACUGUGAGAGGAGUCCUCCCACCCUUACUCCCAGGACAGAGGCCUCCACAGCAGGAAAUGCCCCUGAUGGCUCCUGUGAAGGGCCACAAGACGAAGGCCAUAACUCUGUGGAUAUCAAAGGCACAUUAUGUGCCACAGAGAGCAGUUGGGCACCCGUCCCGUUUUCAACACCAGCUGAAGCUGUCGAAUGGGGUGCAACUUUUGAAUCUUCUCCUCCACCAUCAGAGACAAGGACCUCCUCCUCCUGCUCUAACGGACUGAGCUCUCUGGAGAAAACACCAGUGGAAGCAAACGGACUAGCAGGAUCAUCCAAUUCCUGUCCAGUGAAGAAAAGGCUUCUGUCCUCCAGUGAUACAGGAGAGUCCUGCUCAGAGGAUGAAGGUCCAUCUACAUCAAAACGCAGUCGGCUGGCACUGUUAGCACCAGGGCUCGGACUAGCAUCCUGUCGCAGCACUGAUGCCAAGGGUGCGCCCUUUUGGAACCAUCUACUACCCUCUGCAAGAGAGCAGACCAAGACUUCUACAGACUGUUCACGAUCAGGGAGAAGGUUCAAAGUUGGGACUCGACUCAAAGCACGACAGUUGCGCAGUGGACGCCGAACAGAUACCAGUCGCUCCUGCAGUUCAGUCUCCUCUUUAUCCUCCAUUAGCAGACCUCUUCUUGGCAACUUUGAGGAGUCCAUUCUGAAGGGUCGUUUUACUCCAUCUGGACGGAUUGAGGGCUUUACAGCAGAGAUCGGGGCAAGCGGCUCCUAUUGCCCACAGCAUGCCACCUUACCUGUGCAAGUGACUUAUUAUGACACCUCAGAGCACAGUGCCCCUUCUCCCUUUCUGGGAGUGAUCUUGUUAGAACCACUUGGAAAAAAAGGAUACAGCGUACCCAAAGCAGGGACCAUUCAAGUGACCUUAUUUAACCCCAAUAAGACUGUGGUUAAAAUGUUUUUGGUGACGUAUAAUUUUGGCGACAUGCCCGUUAAUCACAUGACCUUCUUGCGCCAUCGCAUCUUCCUGGUGCCUGUGGAGGAGGCGGAGCGGUCAGAGGAAGGCGCCUUGUUCGACAGGAAGAAGAUUCUCUGUUACUUGAUACACCUCAGAUUCCAGAGUUCCAAAUCUGGAAAAAUCUACUUGCACAAUGAUAUCCGGCUGCUAUUCUCCCGCAAGUCCAUUGAGGUGGACACUGGGAUUCCUUACGAGCUGAAAUCUUUCACCGAGGUGCCAAGAAACCCCAAAUACUCCCCCAGAGUGUGAGAUUGCGAUGCCCUGCUGCAGCGGGGCGGAAAGACUGCAUUAAUAAAGAUGGCAAAAAAAAGGCCCCAGUACACUUGAACACAGACACACUUGCACUCAUACAUGUAUACGCAGACAGAUGUUUGUACAUACACACUGAUAUCACACCCUCUCGAAAGGGCAAACUCUAGAACUGAGUGUGUAACAUGCAUGCCUUGUGACUAAUUUGAGUUUUUCCUUUAGUGCCGUUAAACAGUUAAGCUUUGCCCUUCACUCUGCCUGCACCCGCCCACUGUGGACACGUCGCAGACUUGCUCGCCAACCCGAUCCAUUCUAAAAUGUUGGUGACCAUCGGUAAAUACAGACUUUCUCCUUUAUAGAGGACUGAUUGGAUGUACAAAGAAGAGAUGAAUGAGAACAACAGAAAAGUAUGGAGAGACUACGGAGAUUGGGUGGACACCAACUCGUUAGAGGAGUAAAGAUGGAAAAGAAAGAAAGGGACCGGUGGGAUUGAGGACUGAAUAUACAUCCAUUCAGUAUCUGCAUUGUGUUAAUCUCAGCAUGGGUUGUAAAGAGAAGAAUAGCUCAGUAUCUUUGGACUUUUUUUUUUUUUUUUUUUUGGAAAGGCAGUUUGGAGGACAUUGCUGUUUCUAUUACUUUUGAACAGCCCAACAUCCGAGCAGAAAACAAACUGUAGUAUUUAUGUUCGCAAAUGUCUUAAAAAAAGAAAGCAAUAUGCUGCACAAAUAGAGUGAUUUCCAUUUUUGUGGAGGUAGUAGGUGCCCUCUCUGCUAGGAUGGGGGGAAAUGAUUGCCAAGCGAGUGGGGGUGGAGAGAAAAAGGGAGGGAAUGGGAGGGUAUUUGGGGUAUUUAAAAUCAGAAAAUGUUGUUUAUGUAUAUUUUAAAAAUCGAUUAAACUCUGCGACUUGCGGGUGAAA
Messenger RNA from Danio rerio (zebrafish), 2904 nucleotides. The record is from RefSeq and is a predicted model, not a curated record. NCBI's taxonomy places the organism in Eukaryota, Metazoa, Chordata, Actinopteri, Cypriniformes, Danionidae.